UUUUGUGCUCGGCUUCAGUUUCAGGUGAGAGAGCUCCAGAUUAUUAUUCCGGAUUAGUUCCCAGAGGAUUGCUGGUGAUGUCUUCCAGGCCGAAUGGGAGUCCUCCUCCCUACGAGUCCGAUGGAUAUGUCCCUCCCCAGCCGGCCUACUCUUACUACCCAGACGAUGAGUUCCAGCACUUCUACCGCUGGACGUCUCCGCCCGGCAUCCUCAAGAUCAUGGCCAUCAUCGUCAUCGUGCUGUGUGUGGCCAUCUUUGCCUGCGUUGCCUCCACGCUGGCGUGGGACAGUCAGGGCGCCCUCUCCGGCUUUGGGGGCGUAGGCGGCUACCCGGGGGGCACCUACGGGGGGACCUAUGGAGGAGCCUACGGCGGCGGAGGGUACGGCAGCUUUGGGGGCGCCGGAUACGGGCCGGGAAACAGUUAUGGUUACGGCUCGCUUGGAGGGAACUACACCGACCCCCGGAAAGGCAAAGGCUUCAUGAUCGCCAUGGCGGCCAUCGUCUUCAUCUUCGCCCUGGUCGUCUUCAUCGUCCUCGUGUCCCACCAGAGCAUCUCUCAGAGCAGGAGGUUCUACCUGGCUGUGGUCGUCAUCUGUGCCGUGCUGGCGCUGCUGAUGCUGAUCGCCUCCAUUGUGUACCUGAUGGCGGUGAAUCCCACCGCCCAGUCCUCUGGCUCGGUGUACGGCAGCCAGAUCACGGCCCUCUGCGCUCAGUUCCAGCAGCCCCAGGCCUCCGGCGUCUUCGUCAACCAAUACCUGUACCACUACUGCGUGGUGGAGCCGCAGGAGGCCAUCGCCGUCGUGUUCGGCUUCCUGGUAACCGCAGCUCUGAUCAUCAUGCUCGUCUUCGCCCUGAAGACCCGCCAGAAAAUCGGAAACUACGGCAAGAGCAACAUUCUGUGGAAAAAAGUGAAGGUUGUUGACGACUUGGCGCCACCCGACGAUGUGGAAGCAUGGGUGAACAACGUGUCGGCUCCGCCCGAGGAGGCGCCGGUCUCAGACUACACCGACAAGCUGAGAGGUUCCAGGGACCGCCUGGAUGAAGAGAGCACCAACUAUGACAAACCGCCGUACAGCGACGGCCCGGCGACCAUAGCCGAAGAUCUGCCCUUACAGAACGGGGCUCCCUACGGCUCCGAGGCGGCCAGUUCAGGCGGCCGGCCCAAGAAGAGACGCCCCCGCCGGGCUCGCCGGGCCGACGGCCAGGAGUACGACACCGACUACAACUCUUCUGGAGACGAGCUGGACGACAAUGAGUUUGAGAGUGAGUUUCGCCCAAUAGCGAACGAAGCAGAGCGUAAUGACUACAAGCGGGAGUUUGACCGAGACCACCAGGAGUACAAGGACCUGCAGGCUGAGCUGGACGCCAUCAACAAGAACCUGUCCGACGUGGAUCGGGAGCUGGACCGGCUGGAGGAGGGGAGCCCCGAGUACCUGGAUGCUUUGGAUGAAUACCACAGGAUAAGAGACAUUAAAAAGUCUGCUGACUACCAGGUGAAGAAGCGCAGGAGUAAAUACCUGAAAGCCAAACUGAACCACAUCAAGAAGAUGGUCAGCGAUUACGACCGCAGAGCCUGAGUGGCCUCCGAGCCUCCGGCCCUCCUCCCUGCCAGGCCAGCUGGACUCAUCGCCUCCAGCCUCCACCACAGCCUGCUCGCUCUGACUCCAGCAGCACAGAAAACAAACACCGUCUGGUUUAUACCCGGGUUUGUUUUAUGAGCAUCGCUGGUCAGAGAAGCUGUAUUUAUUUUGACAGAACUACUAGAGUUCAGUGCAAAUAUAAAUUCAUACCUUAUCCAACUUUUUAGAUAGAGUUUUAGCUUUCAGCGACUUUUCAAGCUAUUUUUUAAAUGUGACUUUUAAUGGAUUUUCUUAAUGUGUAUAUAUUUGGGAAACAGUGGUGUGUGUGUGUGUGUGUGUGUGUGUGUGUGUGUGUGUGUGUGUGUGUGUGUGUGUGUGUGUGUGUGUGUGUGUGUGUGUGUGUGUGUGUGUGUGUGUGUGUGUGUGUGUGUGUGUUGUUGAAUGAAAGAGCAGACGAAUGCGUAGGAGUAAUUGUGUUUAAUGCAUGAUGAUGAACUUUGAAAACAAUCUGUGAUUCUUUUUUAUCAUAAUAAAAAUGUUCUCUAUCUUAGUGGCAGUU
This is a messenger RNA of Salarias fasciatus (jewelled blenny), 2139 nucleotides long. RefSeq names its product occludin a (gene oclna). NCBI's taxonomy places the organism in Eukaryota, Metazoa, Chordata, Actinopteri, Blenniiformes, Blenniidae. The transcript is spliced from 9 exons. The record is from RefSeq and is a predicted model, not a curated record. Gene Ontology annotation, cellular component: cytoplasmic vesicle; apical plasma membrane; bicellular tight junction. Gene Ontology annotation, biological process: bicellular tight junction assembly. Bases 78 to 1577 code for a protein of 499 amino acids.